Photinus pyralis (common eastern firefly) is the source of this 850-nucleotide messenger RNA. Its product is annotated as keratin-associated protein 19-2-like. NCBI's taxonomy places the organism in Eukaryota, Metazoa, Arthropoda, Insecta, Coleoptera, Lampyridae. The transcript is spliced from 2 exons. The coding region runs from base 334 to 732 and encodes 132 amino acids. The record is from RefSeq and is a predicted model, not a curated record.
AAAUUUACAAGUAAUUCAGGUUCGGUUAUUGUUGAUAUUUUUGCUUUCAAUUUAUUGCGGGUAAUAGCCGUAAAAACCCAAAAAUUGCCAAUGUCAAGUUUCGCAGAGAUUGCUUGAAUCUUGACCUAAAUGUCGCCUUUUAAGUUUGACCGAAUAUAUUGAAUGCAGAUUAGCGAACAAAUGGGGAAAAAAUGUUAAACCCCUCCUUUUAAGUAUAUGUGAUGCAAAAAUUAUCUCUCCUUGGACGGUGUACCGAAAUCUGGGUAUAAAACGAGUCCAGUUUUUUAAGUGGUGUAUAGUUUGUUGAAUAGUUCAGUCUAGUUAAAAUUGAACAUGUCUAUUAAGGUAUUCCUAUUGGCUCUAGUGUUGGUGGCGGUUUACGCGGAAGAUGACAGGAAGAAAGGGUUUGGUUUGUUAGGGCACCAUCAUCAUGGUGGAUAUGGCGGAUAUGGGCAUGGCGGUUAUGGACACGGCGGUUAUGGCCACGGAGGUUUCGGGCACGGUGGUUAUGGAGGUCACGGACACGGGGGUUAUGGAGGUUACGGACACGGGGGUUAUGGUGGAUACGGUGGCUAUGGCCAAGGGGGAUAUGGUGGAUUUGGGCAUGGAGGAUAUGGUGGAUACGGACACGGAGGUUAUGGAGGUCAUGGAGGUUUCGGUCAAGGAUCAUAUGGUGGUUACGGACAUGGAGGUUACGGUGGUUAUAAGCCCCACGGUGGUUUCUAUGGAUAAAUUAAGAUGCAAAAUCAACCUUUGUUGUUACCUAGUCUCUAAUUGUUACAUACUUCCUCUUGACCAUUUAUUGUUAAUCAUAUCACCAUAAAUUAAAUUAUAUAUUUUCAUUCUUCAA